AUGGAGGAAUUUUGCUGCCGCAUCAAUUUUGUUAAAGGGACUAUCGAAUCUCGUUUGGAGCGCGUAUCCUGCAAACAUCGUGCGUCAUCCGCCAGGCUCCGUCGCAUCUCUAGUCAUUUUAUGGAGGAGGAUAAUGCCCACGAUAUCUUCAAAUGGUUCAGCACUCUGGGCUCUGCACAGCAGCAGGUCUCCGUUGAUUUCCGUGACGAGACCUAUAACGCUGAACUGACUCUUCGAGGGAAUCUCUUGACCUGCGUCUCUACUAUCGACGCUAAAGUGCCUCUGCUUUUUGUGAUAGAAGGAGCAACAGUGCGUAAGUACGAAACAAAGGAUUCGUCGUUCGCCUGCCUCGUGUCGUUCCCGGAUCCAGCUGACAACCUCAUCUUGCACUUCGAUUCUGAGAAAGACCGAGAAUGUUGGAUGGUCAAAAUCGCCACCUGUUCCCAUCAAAUGGUUCGAGCGCAGCUUGACGAAACUGCAUACAAGUUCUACACAAUGGGCACUAAACAAGAUGGCGACGCAGAAGAAUCCAAGUCCAUCAAUUCUUUCUACCUAACAAAUCCUCACACAGUCAAUCAUAAUUUCGCCUUAUCACAACAGAAUUACUUGCCUGCUCGCCGCGUUUCUUUUUCUGAAACAAUGUCCGAGUCCAAAUUAUCCAUCGUGAUACCUUUGGAACUUGUGAAGUUGUACAAAAAAUGGAUUACUGAAUUUGCUGCUCUGCUGGAAUCACGGCAGCGACGCUGGCCAUCAUUUGCUAUUAAUGGGCUCCAUGACGUCCUUAGAGAAGUUCGAGAAAACUCCGAGACCCUUGAACAGUGUGCAGAAUUUCUUCAAAAUUACUCCGGUCCACCAUUUCGUAAGUCUAUGGAGAAACAUCGAGUUGCAUUUGCUCCUGUGCCUACCAACCUUCACGUUCAUUCCUCCAUUGUGGAUCAGCGAGCCUCGCAAAGUGUCAUCAGUUGCGGCACCGCUUCUUGUUUGCCUCUUCGUUUCCAGAGUGGCGGUUUGACACGCUUGCUUACAAUCUUGGAGAUAAGUCAGUCGUACCACGACUUCAAUUUCUUUUCGAACCGACAAGCCGCAGUGGAUUUGAAGAAAUACAUAGGACAACUCAAUCACAGAUUAGAAGUCGAAUGGACAAGAGACGUUGAGGCUCGCAGGUUGCUUUGCUCGGAUAUCUCAGCUGGUAUCAAAGACACGUAUGAGCGAUUGAAAGAGCUGAUCGAAAGUGUCGCUGAUGUGGAGAAUUAUGCUGAUAUCUUGGUGGAAGACGAGAAGCGAAGGUUGUUCCUGGGACAGAACAUCGAAAAGGAUGUACCUGAUGGUCUUCAAAAUCAGUUGGAUACCAUUGAUGCGAUGCUAGUCAGCUUGAGCACCAAGGUAGCAGUUAUGGACAGAAUCGAAGAUGAACAGAGCAAGAGUGAAGUUUACGAAAAAUCGGUCCAGGACGCUAUAUGUGUUUGCUUGGAUGCGUUGCUAGUGUUGGCGGAGUCAUUUUUGCAAGCACAACUGUUUGGAUUAGUGACCGAAUUACACAAACAUUCGAUGGCUCACCUCUACUUCCAUAUCCAAAUUCGGACAGACUUUGUUCUCUCUCAGGCUAUCACCAUUGCAGCCACGGCCGUCGUUGACGCAGUUUACAGGGGCUGGCCUAUUUUUGAUGGUUUUGCUGGCGAUCUUCUUCUCACAAUCUUCUCGUUUUUGUCCGCUUAUGGUGAUGAAAAGGGAAUGGCGGAGGACGCAUGGGAGGCUUGGCGCCAACUUGAGUCAAGAGUAACCUUUUGUCUAGUCCGCGCUCCAUCACAAGUUUGUCGAACCUGCGUACCUCUUCUAUCUGGUGCACGGACGCAAAUCAGUGUUUCAAUACCAUUGCCUCAUAGCAUAUAUGAUUCGCUUCCUGCUUCGCUCAAAUCUCGGAAGUCUAUCUCUGUUCGUUGUGCUUAUUUCAAUAUUGGGGUCAACCAUGAAGCAACUUUGGGACAAUCAUUUGGCGGCGUCGCACUGGAGACUUCUAUCAACCAAGAGGGCGCAGAGAGACUGUUGUCGUAUUCAAAUCGCUAUACUGUUGAACAAAGCGCUAGAGACGCUGUCAUGGAACUUGUUAAUGCUGUCGCUAGCGAACCAUCAAGGAAAAAUCUUGCUAUCUACGAAUGGGCAAUGGCGUCAUGUGAGUCAUUGAAAGGACAAGCAGUAAUCUGCUGCAAAAGCGGAAAAGACCGUACUGGCAUGGCUGUCACGAUAGAACAGGGACGGUUAUUGCGGGAAACAUGUGGCCUCAAUGCAGCGCAGCUCCAAGAAGUGAUUGCAUCGCUAAGGAGAGAUGGAGCUCGAAGAGAAAAUUGCCGAAAAAAUGUUGGCAAAGCAAUGUAUUCUUUCAGUCCCUUUCAGAUGCAUUUCCUUCCCAAGGUUUUUCGACCACCAAGUGGAACAUACGCUCAAGGAGUUGCCAGCUGAUCACGACAUAUCGCGCAUGACUUCCUCAAAUUAUUUGCAACUAUCAAGUUCUUCAGGCGGGGUGUUUUUCCUUCUCAUAGCAUAACCAUCACUAGUAUUACGGUUAACCGCAUCUCCGUUAUAUCCAUGAUAUGUACAUUACUUUCUUCUAAUCUCCCCUGUUGCAUCAAUGUGAUUUGCUUGUGAUAAACUUUAUUUCUUGUGACC
This is a messenger RNA of Cylicocyclus nassatus, 2664 nucleotides long. NCBI's taxonomy places the organism in Eukaryota, Metazoa, Nematoda, Chromadorea, Rhabditida, Strongylidae. The record is from the annotation of a GenBank genome assembly.